Juglans microcarpa x Juglans regia is the source of this 1898-nucleotide messenger RNA. RefSeq lists its product as uncharacterized. The transcript has 7 exons. The coding region runs from base 179 to 1570 and encodes 463 amino acids. NCBI's taxonomy places the organism in Eukaryota, Viridiplantae, Streptophyta, Magnoliopsida, Fagales, Juglandaceae. The record is from RefSeq and is a predicted model, not a curated record.
GUUCACCUUCUAAGUUUUGUGCUUUCCCUCUCUCUAGUCUUUCAGUUCAAAAAAUUUUGAAACAUACAAUUUGUUCAAAACGACCAUUCGAUUUCAACCAAACGGUCGCCGCCGCAGCAAUCACGGUCCCUUAUAGAUCUUGUUUCUCCGGUACGCUCUUCAAGUCUUGAUUUAAGCCAUGGAAGAAGACGGCCAUGAUCUCAGCUUCGACGUUGCGGCUUUAUCUCCGGCUCUGGUCUCUCUCGCCUCGUUUUCUUCUCUCCCCUCUCCCUCCCCUCGCCGGCUCUCCAUCGGCAACUUCGCCCAGUCCAGCCGUCCCUUCCCCGCCCCCGCCCCGCCUAAAAGGAUGGCCUGGGUGUCCCUCCAGGGGCGGCUCGUCAAUGCUGAAGAAGCGAGCUCGGCUAGAGCCAUCGGGGGCAACUUGAGCCGCGAAGAAGCCGCGGCUUGGGAGUUUUUCAGCCCCAUUCAGAGGUUCCUCAUUGUCGCGGUUAUCGGCGUCGCCGUUGCGGAGUCCAAGAAAAACCGAAUCAUUUGGCAGCUCACAAAAUCUGUGGAACUUAGGGAUCAGGUGCUGUCAAGCAUGCAACAGAAGCUUGAUAUUCUCUGCGAGGAGGUGAAUAAUGUUAGGGACCACUCAGGUGCUUUGGGCGAGAUGGCAGCCACCAAAAAUGCCGAAUUGCCAUGUAAUAAAGCUUUUGGCUCUGAUACGAUUAAAUUUGUUGAUUGUGGUUGUUGGCUCUGUGAUCAACAUCGUGACAUUUAUAAUGCAUUGUCGGGUUGCAUGAAAUCGUCCAGUGGGGACGGGAUGCUCCAAUAUAAAUUGGCUUUCUCGAAUGAAGCAGAACCAGAAGAACGCCGCAUGUCUGAUUUGUCAGAUUGGGCUUCAAGUGUCGCAUCUUCUGCCGAAAUUCAGAUGAACACCUUAGCUAUAGAACAGGACAUUUACAACCUCAAAAGGGACUGUGAAGAGAAGGAUGCCACCAUAAAGGAGCUAAACACGUUACUCCACUCAUCUGAUGUUGCUGGUUCCAAGAGGAUUACGGAGUUGGAAGAUAUUAUACGAAGGAAGAACAUGAUAAUUACAAAACUUAAGAAGGACAUGCUUGUCCUAGAGCAAAAGAUUGUGCACUUCACAAGGCUUCGGAGAUCCUCCUUCCCUGCCUCAGACUCGAACUCAAACUGCGGGCAACAUCCACACAUGACAGAUAAUCUUCUAUAUGACAUGGAUAGUACUAGUCCUUCAUCUUCUGAUUCAGACUGCUCCCCCGUGAACAGGCCACAUGCUCCUUUCACUAAAAUUGAUGAAGUUUUUGGAAAGAAUAGCAACUCCACUUCUAUGACAAACCAGAUGUCAGCACCAGCAAAAGCCUCAGGUUCCUUUAUGAGACGAACAGAUCAACGAUUGAAAUCUCGAUCUGUUAGUCCUCUUAAAGAAAUAUCUACAAAUUCAAAAUCCGAAACAGUUUCUUCUCCAAGGCCAAAGCAGGUACAUGUUGGAAAUUCAAGAAAGAGUAAAAUGCGAUGUCUGAGCGGAUCUAAGGAUGGAACUCCCCAUAAGAGAUGGGUUUAGAGAUAUAGAGGUGGAAGAGUUCAAAAUAUUUCUGCAAUUUGGAUAUGAGUUGUGAGACUUCCACAUAUUCCAAAAUGAUGCUUGGGCCAUGGCACGUGAUUCCUGAUCACUAAGGAAUCACACUCUUUCAUAUCAUCAAUUGGCUAUAGGUCCUAGAUCAGUCUCUUGUAAACUUUUUCUUUUCCUGUAUUUCUUUCUAAAUUAAAAUUGUAGUGCCCUUAUGCGGGCAAGAUAUAAAUUGGCUUUUUGUUUAGGGACAAUCUGACUCUCAGUGUGGUUCCUAUCAGAACAGUCCACUCGUAAUAUAGUAUUCUGAAUAUUUAAAUUA